CUGUAGUCGCCCUUGUAGACUGUAGUUACAUUUUGUGAAUAAACACAAAACAUUUUAAAAGUUGAGGUUAUGUGUUAAUUUUUCUUUCUUUCUAAAUUUUACAAUAAUUAUUUGAAUUAAGCCACUACAUAAUACAAUUAUCAUAGGCGCACUUAUAACUUGUAUCAUCUAAAAUGCCUACUUGGAACCAAAUUCAAUCCCAACUUCGAAAUCCGAACAAUCCUGUGGUAUUUUUUGAUAUAACCGUUGGUACAACUGAAAUAGGCAGAAUGAUUUUUGAGCUAUUUGCUGAUGUUGUGCCAAAGACAAGUGAAAAUUUUAGAGAAUUUUGUACAGGAGAAUAUCGGAGGGACGGAGUUCCACUUGGAUUUAAAGGUGCAACGUUUCAUAGAGUUAUUAAAGACUUCAUGAUACAAGGUGGUGAUUUUGUCAAUGGUGAUGGAACUGGUGUUAUGAGUAUAUAUGGAGGCAGUACAUUUGCAGAUGAAAAUUUUGCAUUAAAACAUGAUUCACCAGGCUUGCUAUCUAUGGCAAACAGUGGAAAAGACACAAAUGGAUGUCAGUUUUUCAUAACUUGUGCUAAAUGUAAUUUUCUUGAUAAUAAGCAUGUUGUGUUUGGAAGAGUAAUAGAUGGACUGUUAGUCAUGAGAAAAAUAGAAAAUGUGCCUACUGGUCCAAAUAAUAAACCAAAAAUACCUGUUACAAUAUCACAGUGUGGACAAAUGUAAAAUAAUAUAAAGCUUAAUUACA
Molecule: messenger RNA, 750 nt
Organism: Pieris rapae (cabbage white)
Lineage: Eukaryota; Metazoa; Arthropoda; Insecta; Lepidoptera; Pieridae
Product: peptidyl-prolyl cis-trans isomerase H
Exons: 3
Coding region: 174-728 (184 amino acids)
Biological process (GO): protein folding; protein peptidyl-prolyl isomerization
Cellular component (GO): intracellular membrane-bounded organelle
Molecular function (GO): peptidyl-prolyl cis-trans isomerase activity
Source: RefSeq, a predicted model, not a curated record